Closterium sp. NIES-65 is the source of this 4908-nucleotide messenger RNA. The record is from the annotation of a GenBank genome assembly. Lineage: Eukaryota; Viridiplantae; Streptophyta; Zygnematophyceae; Desmidiales; Closteriaceae.
CGUCCUGACUGGGCCCUAGCAGCUCCGUCCAGCCCCCUCGCGUCCCCAACUGCAGCCAGCAGGGAAGCAGCAGCCGCCACAGCAGCAGCAGCAGCAGCAGCAGCGGGGAUGCGCGACCGAAUACUGCUGGCAGCGUGCGGCCCAGAGGAGAUUCUUCCUCAGCCGCCUGACUUGCCAGCAGACCUCUUCACUGCAUGCCUCACCACGCCCAUCAAAAUCGCUUUGCAGUGGUUCUGCUCACGCUCGCUCCUGCGCGACUCGCUGGACCCGGAGAUGGUGGAGCGCAUUCCCGGGCGGCAGAGUGAGCGCAAGACGGCGCUGGGCGAGCUCAACUGGAUCUUCACCGCCGUCACCGACACCAUCGCCUGGAACACCCUCCCCACGCACCUCUUCCAACGCCUCUUUCGGCAAGACCUGCUCGUUGCGUCGCUGUUCCGGAACUUUCUGCUCGCGGAGAGGGUGAUGAGGGCGAGCGGGUGCACGCCCGUGUCGUAUCCACGACUCCCACCCACGCACCAGCACCACCUAUGGCACGCAUGGGACAUGGCAGCGGAGAUGUGUCUUGCACAACUGCCCACGCUCCUUGCAGACCCCAACGCCGAGUUCCAGCCCAGCAGCUUUUUCUCGCAGCAGCUGAUGGCGUUUGAGGUGUGGCUGGAGCACGGCAGCGACAAGAAGAGACCCCCGGAGCAACUCCCCAUCGUGCUGCAGGUGCUACUCAGUCACUCGCACAGGCUGCGAGCUCUCGUGCUUCUGGGAAGAUUCCUCGACAUGGGACCCUGGGCUGUCGACCUGGCGCUGUCUGUGGGCAUAUUCCCGUAUGUGCUCAAGCUGCUGCAGACGAGUGCAGUGGAGCUGCGGCAGAUCCUCGUGUUCAUCUGGACCAAGAUCCUGGCUCUUGAUAAGACAUGCCAGGUGGAUCUGGUGAGGGAUGGCGGCCACAUGUAUUUCAUCAAGUGCCUUGAGACCCACGAGCCAUACUCCUCCGACCCCAGGGAGCGAGCCACAGUGGCUUUUCAGCGAGCCAUGGCUGCGUUUGUGCUUGCGCUCAUAUGCGAUGGCGGGACUCAUCCCUCUCUGCCUGAUGCACAUCCAAGCUGCGCCUCCAGCAGAGCCACUGCUGCUGCAAUGGCUGUGCCUGUGUGUGGGCAAGCUGUGGGGGGGAGCGCCAGAGGCACAAGCAGCGGCAUUGGCUCAGCAUCGCGCCCCUCAGAUCCUUUCCCCGUUACUGUCAGAGCCACAGCCAGAGGUUCGGGUCUCAAUCUUCCCUCUCUCGCUCCCCAAGUCAACAUGGUAGGGCUUAGGCUCGGCACGGACGGUCGGCUGUACCCCCGGCCAGGUCCGGCAGUGAACGCACCUCUCCCGGUCCUCCAAUCCACCGCAGGCUCGGCGGUGGUGGGCCGGAUGCUGGCACAUUCAUUUGACGCAGCAGGCUCAGGAGUAGGCUCGGGAGGUACGGCGGCAGGUUCGGGGAACACAGCAGCCUCGGGAGGGUCAGCUUCGUACUUGAGAGUGUAUGAGGAGGAAGGGGAGAGGGAUGGUGGGGGGGGAGCAGCAGCAGGAGGGGUAGGAGGGAGCAAAGGACAGGGGGGUGUGGGGAGCAAGGGCACAGGGGCGGCAGCAACUGGGGCAGGCGGUACUGUAGCAGGUACAGGAGGAGGGGCGGGAGGAGGAGGAGAAGCAGGAGAGAGUGGUGUUACAAUAAUGAUACCUCCUUUGGUGAAUGGGAUUGUUCCUAUAGCAGAAGGUGCUUCUGAGAGCGAAGCUUCAUCAGGGGAGGACAGAAGUAGGGGCAAUGAGGGCCAGCAGCAGUCAGGUGAAAAUCCAGCUUCGGCGCCGGACCUCUCCUUCCUCCGGGGCGCUGCCGAAGCUGCCAGCGGCUCGCCCGGGAGAGUGCUAGGGAUGCCUCCAGGGGAUGUGACUGUAAGGGGCGGAAGGCCUGGGUGGCUGGGACAACCCCAAGGCAGGAUACCCCCGGGAAUGGGUCCAAACGGCGGGCUUAUAUGGGGGGGAUUAGAUGUUACAGACAGCGCGACUUACCUGCAGAGUAUGAUUGCUGUAUACACCCUUGCAAGGGACCCUGCCCCGUCUGUAUCUAAGAUCAGCCGACAGACUCUUGCCCAGAUUGGCUCCUCUGUAGCUGCAGCAGCUACUAGUCUCAACGCGGCAGCGGCAGCGGCAGCAGCGGCGGCAGGAGCAGGAGGAGGGGUGGGGGGAGCGGGGCCGGGAGGAGGAGGGAUGGGCGGAACUGGGAUGGGGUAUGACGCGUUUAUGAUGCCGAUGAUGGUGCCUGGGAUGGGUGCGGUUGGGGGGGGCAUGGUAGCAGGGGGGCUUGCUCCGUCUGCUAGCUUCAGCAACCUGACUCGGAGCAGCAGCAGAGAUACCGGGACGGUGAUAAUCACUGGUGCUGGUGCGGCUGCGGCUGGUGGUGGAGCCAUUGGCACUCCGAAUCUCUCUCUCGCUGCUGCUGCAGCAGUGGGGGCCGCGGGGCCUGUGGGUUUGCCAGGCCUGGGGGGGGUGGGCGGGGGGAUGGGGCAUCACGGGCUGAUGAGUCCUGCCAUGAGUCCACGUGUCCCCUCCCCAUUGGCUGUUGGGUUGGCUCCUGCGAUUACCCGGUCAACUUCAUGGGUUGCGCCUGUCAACGCUCCACACCCAAUCGGCAGCUGGCGCCAGCUGGCAGCACCACAGCUCGCCAUGUCACCCUCUGCCGCCGCAGCUUCGGGAUUCCUCCAAGCCCGGGACCCGUUCGGCCUGGUGGCUCGGGACAGCCUCGGGCUGCCGCCAAUGCUGGCAGCAGGUUCGGGAAUGCAGGCUCGGGACAGUGGGAUGCGGAGGGUAAUGACUGCAGUGGAUUUCUCGUCGUCCCAGCAGCAGCAGCAACAGCAGCAGCAGCAGAGGCAGAUGGGGGUGAUGGGGAAUGGGGAGAUCCUUGCAGGAGUGCAUGUGCUGUCAUCUGUCACAGGAGGAGGAGGGUACCCGCCCUUGAGACCAAAUCACGCAGCUGUCUCGUCAGACGCCAUUGCGCACCCAUCCAACCCACCUGCACUUACAACCCCUGCUAGUCGCCCUCAAAACCCUAACUCCGCUUCCUCUCAACCUUCUACUACGAGUGCUGCCCCUGCUGCUGCCCCUGCUGCUGCGCCUGCUGCCACCUCUGCCACUGCCCCCUCUGGUGCUGGUACAGCCGCGGGUACAUUGCCUGCUGUGGGAUAUUCAAGCAUCCCGAAUCCUGCUGCUGCUGCUGGCUCCAAUGCGACAAGCUCUACAGGCACAGCCGGUGGGCCCAGUGGGCUAGGGACCCCCCCGGCCCUCUCCGGCCCUCUCUCGGCCUCUCUCUCCGCGUCGCUCCUGGACCCGUUUCUGUCGCUGGAUGCAGCGGCAGCGGCGCAGGCGAAGCCGGUGCCCAAGUCGGGGCUGUAUGCGUGGAGCUGUGGGCACUUGUCGCGGCCGCUGCUGGAGGCGGUGUGUGACGCCGAGGCUGAGACGAGGCGUGCGGCGAGAGAGAAGCGAGCGGUUGAGGGUGUGGCAGAAUGCCGGCGAGCCACGGUGAGCAAGGUGAGCGAUCAGAUCGCCAGCUUUGACACCGAGUCUGACAUGAUGACAGAGGCCGUGCUCCUGCACCCCUUCCUGCCACUCGUGUGCAUUGCGGACGAGAACGAGGUUGUGAGAAUCUGGAACUACGAGGAGGGACUGACAGUGAGCACGUUUGACAACCAGACGGGAGGUGGAGGUGGGGCGGACAGGCACAAGGGAGUGAGCCAGCUGUGUCUGCUCAACGAGCUAGACGACACUCUAUUGCUCGUCGCCUCCAGGGACGGGAGCGUGCGUGUGUGGAGGGACUUUGCGCGGAGAGGCAAGCAACGAAUAGCCACAGCAUGGCAGGCCGUUCAGUGUGCGGAAGGGAGGUGUGGGGGUGAGAGGGCGAACGGGGGCAGUGGUGGAGUGGUAGCAGCUUAUGGGGUACCUGGUAAGAUCUCGUUGUGUGUCUCUAGAUCGGAUGUGUGUGAUUCUGAUGGGGGAGGUGUGGGGAAGGGAGGUGUGGGGGUGAGAGGGCGAACGGGGGCAGUGGUGGAGUGGCAGCAGCUUAUGGGGUGUGGGGAAGGGAGGUGUGGGGGUGAGAGGGCGAACGGGGGCAGUGGUGGAGUGGCAGCAGCUUAUGGGGUACCUGGUAAGAUCUCGUUGUGUGUCUCUAGAUCGGAUGUGUGUGAUUCUGAUGGGGGAGGUGUGGGGAAGGGAGGUGUGGGGGUGAGAGGGCGAACGGGGGCAGUGGUGGAGUGGCAGCAGCUUAUGGGGUACCUGUAUGCUUCGGGCGAAAUCUCCUCCAUCCUCGUGUGGGACCUAGACAGGGAGCUGCUGGCUCACAGUGUGCCCACUGAGUGUGACUCUGCCGUGACGGCUCUGGGAUCAUCUGUUGUCCAGCCAAGCUACGUGGCAGCGGGGUGUGACGACGGCUCUGUUCGGCUAUUUGACAUUCGCUCGCAACCCCGGGCGCAGCUCGUGUGCGGCACGCACCACCACUCGCAUCGGGUCGCGGGAAUUGCAUUCCACCCCGCCAGCACUUCCGCACCUCAAAUUAUCUCUGCUUCAAGUUCUGGCGAGAUUGUAUUUUUAGAUGCCCGAAAUCCGGGGCAGCCAAUUAGAAGAGUGGAGGCGCAUAAGGGGCACCUCACAGCGCUCUCGGUUCACCGGCACCUGCCUGUCAUGGCCACGGGCAGCUCAAAACAAUUAAUCAGAGUGUUCAACAUGUCUGGGGACCUAUUGAGUGUCGUGCGUUACCACAACAGUUUCCUGGGUCAGCGCAUCGGCCCUGUCAGUGCGCUGCACUUCCACCCGUACCGACCCCUCCUGGCCGCGGGUGCCACUGACUCCAUUGUUUCCAUCUAUGCGGGGGAGACACACCGCAGCUAG